Messenger RNA from Acanthochromis polyacanthus (spiny chromis), 2405 nucleotides. RefSeq names its product methylenetetrahydrofolate dehydrogenase (NADP+ dependent) 2, methenyltetrahydrofolate cyclohydrolase (gene mthfd2). The record is from RefSeq and is a predicted model, not a curated record. Lineage: Eukaryota; Metazoa; Chordata; Actinopteri; Pomacentridae. Gene Ontology annotation, biological process: tetrahydrofolate interconversion. Gene Ontology annotation, cellular component: mitochondrion. Gene Ontology annotation, molecular function: methenyltetrahydrofolate cyclohydrolase activity; methylenetetrahydrofolate dehydrogenase (NADP+) activity; methylenetetrahydrofolate dehydrogenase (NAD+) activity.
UACAGGCCGUGUGUGCAGCAGAGGUGUGGCGGCAGAUAACGGUGACGCAGCGUCGUGCGUAAAAGGAGGCCGGCCCUUAAAUCUCUCAGCCUCUUCCUCCUCCGCUGACUCUCCGUCUGUCCGGGCGCUGCUGUGUUUCAUAACCGGCGGUGGUGUCUCCUCUCCUCCUCUCAGCCAUGGCAGCGGUCAGGACUCUCAGGAAACUGUGCCAGCACUCCCAGCACCAAGUCUGUAAACUGCACACGUCCGCCUCGAGGCACGAGGCAGUGGUCAUCUCAGGAAAGAAACUUGCGCGGCAGAUUCGCGAGGAGGCCCAGGUCGAUGUGGAGAAAUGGGUUCUAGCCGGCCACAGGACCCAUCUGAGCGUGGUCCUCGUGGGAGACAACCCUGCCAGCCACUCCUACGUCCUGAACAAGACGCGUGCCGCAGCCGAUGUCGGAAUCUCAAGUGAGACGAUUCUCAAGCAUUCAGACAUCAGUGAGGAGGAGUUACUGGACUUGAUCUACAAACUCAAUGCAGACCACCGUGUGGACGGCCUGCUGGUCCAGCUGCCUCUGCCAGACCACAUCGAUGAGCGUACGAUCUGCAACGCAGUUUCCCCGGCGAAGACGUCGACGGUUUUCCACGUAGUCAAUGUGGGUCGCAUGUGCCUGGAACAGUCCACCAUGCUGCCUGCCACUCCCUGGGGAGUCUGGGAAAUUAUUAAACGCACAGGUAUUCCUACUCUUGGGAAGAACGUCGUGGUUGCAGGACGCUCCAAGAACGUGGGAAUGCCCAUCGCCAUGUUGCUGCACACAGAUGGCCGACACGAGAGGCCCGGAGGUGAUGCCACAGUCACCAUUUCUCACCGUUACACUCCAAAGGAUCAACUUCGCCAGCACACUAAAAUCGCUGAUAUCAUCGUGGCUGCUGCAGGGAUUCCAAACCUGAUUACGGCAGACAUGAUCAAAGAGGGAGCAGCAGUGAUCGACGUCGGAAUAAACAGAGUGCAGGACCCUGUCACUGGGAAGAACAGGCUGGUGGGAGACGUGGAUUUUGAAGGUGUGAGACAGAAGGCGGGAUUCAUCACCCCAGUGCCAGGAGGAGUUGGACCCAUGACUGUGGCGAUGCUCAUGAAAAACACUAUCAAAGCAGCUAAGAACGUCCUGCUGUUCCCCCCAGAGAGGAUCCGCAUGGCAGCUGCGUCUUAAUGGUCACAAAAAACCCCGCCAAGAGCGACACAUUCCUCCCGAACACCACCACGUCCUCAUUUUGAACUCGGGGCGACCUGCCGAGCUCCGCUUGCACACAGACUGGAAAGAUGAGAGCUUUGAGGCUCUCUUUCUGCUGACAUCUUUAACCUUUCCCAACUUCAAGUCCAGCCAUGUUUAGACUGUUACUAUUACUCAUGCAGCUGCAUGUUUUUAUGUACCAGGGUUUUCGGUAUUUAUCAUUGCAAUGUACUUCUUUGGGGGUUUUAAGGACUCUUAAGGUGUUGUUUUAUUUAUUGCUACAGUGACACAGUAUUUAAACAUGAAUGAGGACAGGUGACGGUAUUUAACCUUAAGCUGGAGCGCUGCUGAAGCAGAGAGAUUGAGGCCUGUCUGUUGUGUUUCUUUCGGUUUAGUUUAGCCUUAUGUACCAAGAGUGAUAAGGGCCUAACACCAUCAGGAACAACUACGUUUAUCAGUUUACAAGCUUUAAAGAUUCACAAUUGCCUUUGUAAAAACUUUGAAAUAAAGAUUACGAAAUAUGUUCUCAAGUUGAAGCUUUCUGUGCACAUAAAUUGUGUCAAAUCAUGUAAAACACGGGAUAAAAAUGUGAAAUCAUCAAUGUGACACACUGGAAGCUCUUGUCACACACAGGUUAGAUUUUCUCACAGAGACUUUAUUUUCAUCGAUUGAUGGUAAAUAAUAAACUUGGUUUCUGUAGCACAUUUCAAAACUGGGGUUAUGAGGUGCUUUACAGAAAGAAGAGCAACAACGAAACUUCAAGAAGCAAUAAGACAUUAAAAGAAGACAAAACAUUCGAAAAUACCACAUCAGGACUAAAGUUCUGUGUUUCCUGUGUUGUGUAUUUAUGAGCGGUCUUAUUGCUGAGUUGACCUGAUGGUCUUUUUUCUUAGUGUUGCCUUUAUGUUAUUAGCCUCAUUAAAAAGCUGAAUGGACUCUUUUCAUUAUUCUUUCCUGCUUUUAUUUUCUUUCUUCUUAGUGUUUAGAGGUUUCCUUUGUUGCUCUAUGACAAGCAACGGGCAGUGAAGUGUGUUUGGGUUCAUUAAGUUGUAGGUUUGUUUAGUUCUCAUAUCUGCUUAAGCAGAUUGCCCCAUUUUGACAUUUAUCAUGGCCCUUACAGGGUUUAUGUUGAAUGAACAAAAAAAAUCUAUGAAAAAAUUGUUUGAAAAUAAAUGAUUGCUGUUAAAGUGAGAA